Cynoglossus semilaevis (tongue sole) is the source of this 1121-nucleotide messenger RNA. RefSeq names its product ATP synthase F1 subunit gamma (gene atp5f1c). Lineage: Eukaryota; Metazoa; Chordata; Actinopteri; Pleuronectiformes; Cynoglossidae. Gene Ontology annotation, molecular function: proton-transporting ATP synthase activity, rotational mechanism. The transcript is spliced from 9 exons. Bases 87 to 1052 code for a protein of 321 amino acids. Gene Ontology annotation, biological process: proton motive force-driven ATP synthesis. The record is from RefSeq and is a predicted model, not a curated record.
UAUUUGCUCGUGAAGCUACCAGCUGCCAUUUUGACAGGGCAUUGCGCCUGCGUGGUUCUGCGUGUCUGACCUUCAGAGGACUGAACAUGUUUUCCAGAAGCAGCGCCUUGAUCUUCUUUCCACAAUGUGGACAGGUCAGGAACAUGGCGACCCUGAAGGACAUCACCAUACGACUCAAGUCCAUCAAGAACAUCCAGAAGAUCACCAAGUCCAUGAAGAUGGUGGCCGCGGCCAAAUAUGCCAGAGCUGAGCGCCAGUUGAAGCCAGCCCGCAUUUAUGGAAACGGAGCUCUGGCUCUUUACGAGAAGGCCGACAUCAAAGCUCCAGAGGAGAAGAGCUCCAAACACCUGAUCAUCGGAGUCACCUCCGACCGUGGCCUGUGUGGAGCCAUCCACUCUGGAGUGGCCAAGACCAUCAAGAGUGAGAUCUCCGCCCUGAGCAGCGCCGGGAAGGAGGUGAUGGUGGUGAAUGUGGGGGACAAGCUCCGAGGUAUCCUGCAUCGAACCCAUGGUAAGCACAUCAUGCUAAACUGCAAAGAAGUUGGACGCAAACCUCCGACCUUCAGCGAUGCUUCGUUGGUGGCCUCGGAGCUGCUGAACUCUGGCUACGACUUUGACCAGGGCUCCGUCAUCUUCAACAGAUUCAGGUCUGUCAUCUCUUACAAGACGGACAAGAGGCCACUGUUCUCCAAUGACAUCGUGGCCAACUCUGAGACCAUGGGCGUCUACGACGACAUUGAUGCUGAGGUCCUGAGGAACUACCAGGAGUUUACUCUGGUCAACAUCAUCUACCUGGCCCUGAGGGAGUCUUCAGCCAGUGAGCAGAGCGCCAGGAUGACCGCCAUGGACAGUGCCAGCAAGAACGCCUCUGAGAUGAUCGACAAACUGACGCUGACCUUCAACAGAACCAGACAGGCCGUCAUCACCAAGGAGCUGAUAGAGAUCAUCUCUGGAGCUGCUGCAGUCUAUAAACGACGGCUCCAGAAUCAACUUCUUCAACAGCUUCCCUCACACACACUGUGUGUGUGUGUGUGUGUGUGUCGUAGUGUUUGAGCUGCUCAGCUCCUCCUUCUGUCUGUAACAUAUUGACAAUUAAAAAUAAAGAAAUAAAUGAAUGAAGAA